Messenger RNA from Micropterus dolomieu (smallmouth bass), 1586 nucleotides. RefSeq names its product adenosine receptor A1-like. The coding region runs from base 6 to 983 and encodes 325 amino acids. Lineage: Eukaryota; Metazoa; Chordata; Actinopteri; Centrarchiformes; Centrarchidae. The transcript is spliced from 2 exons. Gene Ontology annotation, molecular function: G protein-coupled adenosine receptor activity. Gene Ontology annotation, biological process: G protein-coupled adenosine receptor signaling pathway. Gene Ontology annotation, cellular component: membrane; dendrite; synapse. The record is from RefSeq and is a predicted model, not a curated record.
ACACAAUGGAUGUAAGGGUUGUGAUCUACACGUUGUUGGAGGUGCUCAUUGCGGUCAGCUGCUGUCUUGGUAAUAUGUUGGUUAUUUUGGCACUGUGGACCAGUAAAAGCAUUCAACAACCUACCUUCUGCCUUAUUGUCUGUCUGGCUGUGGCUGACUUGAUGGUUGGCUGUGUGGCCAUACCGUUGGCUGUGCUGGUGGACGGACGAGUCAAGACUUCAUUCUAUGGCUGUCUCUUCAUCAGCUGUGUGGUCAUCCUGUUGACCCUGGUCUCAGUUUUGUCUCUUGCUGCUAUUGCGGUGGACCGAUUCUUCCGGGUCUAUAUCCCUGUCAGGUACAAAAGGACUGUAACACAGACACAUUCUUGGCUCGCGGUAGCAGCAUGUUGCCUUGUUGCAAUACCACUGAGUUUUGCUCCCAUGCUUGGAUGGCACAACCACGAAUCUUUGCCCAACUCAGUCAACUCUACUUUUGUCUGCCAGUUUAUAUCAGUGAUCCCAAUGUCAUAUCUGGUUUACUUCAACUUUUUUCUUUGUACCCUGACACCCCUGUUGGUGAUGACUGUUUUGUAUGGGUAUGUCUUCUGUACUAUACGAGGAAACCUUCAACAGAAACCAGGUAAUGGUGUCCAAAAACAGUCUCAGAACUACCUAAGGAAAGAGAAACAGCUGGCAGCAUCUUUGUCUCUGGUCUUGGCUCUGUUUGCCCUGGCCUGGCUCCCUCUCCACAUAAUGAACUGCAUUGUUUACUUUGGUGGACCGAAUGAUGUACCAGAAAUGGCCUUCUACGUUGGCAUCCUGCUUUCUCACGCUAACUCAGCUGUAAACCCAGUUGUGUAUGCUUUCAAAAUACAAAAGAUCAGGACAGCAUACCUGAAGAUCUGGAGACGGUAUAUUGUACAUGGAGAAGAAAAUCAAGGAUCUCAGACAAGCCAGAUGACAAACAACAAUCUCAGUAGUAACAUUAACAGUUGUCAAAAAUGAGUGAAAGAAGAUUUUCCUUGUUUUUGUGCUUCUUUGUUCUUAAUGGCUAUAUGACUAUACAGGCACUUUGUUUAAUUAUAAGAUUGAUACAACAUUUUCUUUAACUCAUCAGUAUGUUUUUUAAUUAGCUGUCUCAUAUUUUUUAUUAUUAAUAGAAAUUCAGUUGAAGGUCAUAUUUUGUAAUGUAGUUAGAUAGAUAUGCUAUCAAAUACUUAAUUUAUUUUUAUAGGUUUGUUGUUAGCUCUGUCAUAGUUGAGCCCAAUGCUCAGUUUUAAAAUGUCCUUUUAGCUAUAUUCAGUUUUGCAUUUUUUCUUCUGUACAUAUAUUUUUGCGAGAAUUUAGUUCGGUCUACUAUUGAUAGGUGUGUAUACAGUUUCCACGGCUGUCAGUGUUUAAGCUAAGCUGAGCUAAAUACUCCCUGUAUACUUUACUAUCUCUAUAUUGGAUGCACAAGAUGAUCAAUAUUCUCAUCUGUCUCACAGUAAAACAAACAAGUGGACUGAAAUUUGUUCUAUUAAAGACGUAGUUUAGCUGUCUCAUGUUUUUAUUAGUUGAUUAGGUUUGUUGUUAGCUCUGUCAUAGUUGAGCCCAAUGCUCAUUUUA